AAAUAAAAUUAAGUAUUUUAUUUCUUUCUAUCAACCAUAAAUUACAUAAAUGUGCUCUAAUAUUAUAUGUAUACAUCAUAAAAUGACAUUAUUAAUAAUAUCUUCUACUGUACUGAUUAAAAUGUAAGGAGACACAGUUGUUAAAUGCCAUUAAUAGCAACAUAUCUCUGUAGGGGCAAUAUUGUAAAUCACCACCCAAGACCAUCAAACAGUAUCCAAAAAUAUAAUUAAAAAAAAAAAACUAUAAAACAACCCACCGCUCAACUUGUGCCACACCUCUCCAUUUUAAUUUUAUUUAAUUUAUUUAUAAAAGGAAAACUCAAAUGAAGAGACCAAACACUCUCACUCAGUGACAUAUUAUUACACUCCCAACGCUACUCACAAUGUCUCUCCUCCCAUUCAUUCUAUUCGCCAUCGUUCUUCUCUCAUCGCCGCCGUACUCCGUCACCGGCAAGAACCAUCACCACCACCAACACGACCCCCAAACUCCGGCAUCGGAUCUCGUCCGUACAUCCUGCGUUCACGCUAACUACCCGAAUCUCUGCCUCCGUACACUCUCGACCUACGCGGGUCCCGCCAGAACGCCUCGGGAUCUAGCUCAAGCCGCCGUCAACGUGAGCUUGGCUCGCGCAAGCCGAGUCUCGAAGUUUCUAAGCCGAACGGCGAAGGGAUCGUUCGGAUCGAAACGGCAGAGAUCGGCGCUGGGAGAUUGCGUUGAGCAGAUCUCGGACUCGGUGGAGGAACUGAGCAAGACUCUGUCGGAACUUCAGCACCUGCGGUGGGAGACUUUCCGGUGGCAGAUGAGCAACGCGCAGACGUGGGUUAGCGCGGCUUUGACGAACGAGGACACGUGUCUUGAAGGGUUUGAAGAGCUGGGAAUGAAGAUGAAGAGCGAGGUGAAGAGGAAGAUCACUAACGUUGCUAGAGUCACCAGUAACGCCCUUUACAUGAUCAAUCGAUUGGACGAGAGUCGUGGCAGUUAGUCGUGCAAUUAGCGGACUACUGCUACUACUACUUACUCCGUACUGUGUGCCACUGCCUCUGUUUGUAGGUUUUGUUAUUUAAUAUUUCUCAACCUGUAUCUAUUAUAUUAUAUGAUAUAUAUAUAAAAAUGAUAAAGUAUAAUUAUUUCAUAUAGUGAGGACUAAUUAGGUAAUUAAGGAGUAAUUGUAAUGAGGAUUGUCAAAUAUAUGGUACAAUUAUAAUAGUUCAAAUUUAUCCAUAUUUUAAUAAUGCCUAAUAGUUAUAGAAUAAUUGUACGUGUGGUUGGUAUUUCAAUGAACGUCAUUAAUUUUAUGUCGA
Cannabis sativa is the source of this 1302-nucleotide messenger RNA. Its product is annotated as pectinesterase inhibitor 3. Gene Ontology annotation, molecular function: enzyme inhibitor activity. The transcript is spliced from 2 exons. Bases 384 to 983 code for a protein of 199 amino acids. Gene Ontology annotation, biological process: negative regulation of catalytic activity. NCBI's taxonomy places the organism in Eukaryota, Viridiplantae, Streptophyta, Magnoliopsida, Rosales, Cannabaceae. The record is from RefSeq and is a predicted model, not a curated record.